GGGCCGCGGCGGGGGUGUCAGGGGAGGCCGAGGGGCUGGCGAGCGGGAGAGGCUCCUUUUCUGGCACGGCAGCCUGCCAGCCUCGGGAGCCUUCUGUGCCCUGGGGUGGUGCCCCGACUGUGAAAGUUUGUCUGCCCGUCUUGUUAAGAUCAGGCCCUUGCAGUUGCUGUUAAAUAGGCAGGAAGAGCUUAGAUCUGCACGUUUCUAAAGAGCAGGCCACAUAAGAGAAGAAAGCGAAAGGUCGUCACCAUGUUAACAGGAUUUUCUGUUCGAACACACGGUGUAUUAAGGAAAUUAAAACUAUAACUUUGUAAGAACAGAUGUGGUGGCACCACAGGGAAGCACCAAGCUUCUAGGCAUCAAGGCACCAUCUGAAUUUCCUAAAAUGUUGUCUUCUAGCUCUCUCCUAGUAUCUGCAAACAAAGGUGAGAGCAUAUCUAGCACUAACCUUGGGGAAGCUUCAGAACCUUCUGCUGAAGACAUGAGGAUGUUCAUGGCAAGAAAAACUGUGGUUGCAUUUCCUCAGCGAGCAGUUGUUUCCUCCCUGGAGGAGGAAAACCUCACUAUACCUGCAAAAGAAGGAGGCCUAAGGAAGGAGUUAGUUGAAGAAGAAACUUCAUCUUCAUCCAGUUCAGAUUCAGACUCUAGCUCAGAUUCUGAGGAAGAAAAUGAUUCAGAAGUUGCCAUUAAAACCAAAGUUGAGUUUCCUAGACAAGAUUCCAUCUUUUCUGAGAACAUAGCGGUAAAGGCAUCAAUGCUAGCAAAAGAGAACUUGUCCCAGAAAUCCCACAAAGAAUAUGUAGCCAAGAAGAAGCCAUACAAGCCAGAAACUGACGUGUCUCCUGUCAAGCAGGUUGCCUUUUCUAAAACAUCUGUCAGCCGUGAAACACCAAAAUCCAAAGCAAAAGACCCCAAAGUAAAAUCAACUCUGAAAGAAGCAGAUCGGCAGAAGCUGGUCUUUGAACCACCCAUGGCUGAAAGCCAAAACCUGACUGAUGUCACUCAUAAAUCUGAUUAUUUGGAGGAAAAGUCUAUUAAAACCCAAGUAGCUGCUAUUCAGCUGAAGGCUUCAUCAGUGAGUCAGGAAGACAAAAAGCAAAAGCCAGUUUCCAAAAAAGGAAAAGAAAAAAAGAUGAAGGAGGCACAGGAGUCAGAAGCAGAAGUAACUGCUCCUAAACUGGAAGAGACUUCUGAAAGCACAAUGUUGGUGAUGGGCACUACAGCAAAGGAAGAGACCAUUCUGGAAGCAGGACUCCAGGCUGGAGAAAGAAGCACAAUAGAGGAGCCCACAGCAGCUGCUGAGCCUGCUCCAGAAGAAUUUGAUAAUUCUACCUACAAGAAUCUUCAGCAUCAUAAUUAUAACAUUUAUACCUUCUUUGAUUCUAUUGAGGUUCUCGCAAAAUUCAGGCAGCCUCAGCCAUCUUCUGGAAGACCAUCACCAAGGCACUGAAAGAACCACAUUUAAAACAAAUGCCCAGGCAGAAUGAUAAAUAGUUCUAUUUAGCACUAUUGCUUCAUCUGUAUUAUAAAUCAGAUAAUAAAUAAGACAUAAGUGCAUAAUAACUUGUGCUUUUGGACAGUUCUUUUUGGUUCUCGGAGUCCCUUAUUUCUUGAAUUUCAUGAAUGAGCUCCAAAUGAAUAAUCAGUGAAUAAAAUUAGUUUUUCUGCCUCUC
Apus apus (common swift) is the source of this 1673-nucleotide messenger RNA. RefSeq names its product NADH:ubiquinone oxidoreductase subunit V3 (gene NDUFV3). Gene Ontology annotation, cellular component: mitochondrion. Bases 386 to 1450 code for a protein of 354 amino acids. The record is from RefSeq and is a predicted model, not a curated record. The transcript has 3 exons. NCBI's taxonomy places the organism in Eukaryota, Metazoa, Chordata, Aves, Apodiformes, Apodidae. Gene Ontology annotation, biological process: mitochondrial ATP synthesis coupled electron transport.